GAGGAGAAGGCGAGGGCGAGCGAGCGCGGCGCUCCCGGGCCGGCCUGCCCCUCUCCCCUCACCAUUGCCUGCCCUUCGCCGCCUUCCUCGGCUUCCACCUUUUCUCCCCCCCCCCCCAAGUUGAGGCCCCCUCCGGGGGGGGGAGGUCCGGGACCGGGAGCGAAUUUUCUUAACUCCUUGAUCCCCUCCCCCCACCUGGCCCGAGUGUGAGGAGGAGGGCCCAGCCCGCGUCGUGUGAGGAGGACCUGGGUCGGCCCACGGGCCGUCUGGGGCCUGGUCCGGCCCGCCGGGUGUGUGAAGACAGGGGCCCGGUGCGGCCCGGCCCGAGGGCGAGCGGAGGGGAGGGGCUUGGUCCGUCUCGGCCGGUGCGUGAGGACUGGGGCCCCGGCCCGGCGCUGCCGCCGCCGCAGCCGCGAUGGCCCAGCAGCAGAUGACCAGCUCGCAGAAGGCCCUGAUGCUGGAGCUGAAAUCCCUGCAGGAGGAACCGGUGGAGGGCUUCCGGAUCACCCUGGUGGAUGAGUCCGACCUCUACAACUGGGAGGUUGCCAUCUUCGGACCCCCCAACACCCUCUACGAAGGCGGCUACUUCAAGGCGCAUAUUAAAUUUCCUAUUGACUACCCAUAUUCACCACCUACCUUCAGAUUCUUGACCAAAAUGUGGCACCCCAACAUUUAUGAGAAUGGAGAUGUAUGCAUUUCAAUUCUUCAUCCACCUGUAGAUGACCCACAGAGUGGUGAACUGCCCUCCGAAAGGUGGAAUCCUACUCAGAAUGUCAGGACUAUCCUGUUAAGUGUAAUCUCAUUGCUUAAUGAGCCCAACACCUUCUCCCCAGCCAAUGUGGAUGCUUCAGUUAUGUUCAGGAAAUGGAGGGACAGUAAAGGAAAAGACAAAGAAUAUGCUGAAAUCAUUAGGAAACAGGUUUCAGCCACUAAAGCCGAAGCAGAAAAGGAUGGAGUGAAAGUCCCCACGACGCUGGCGGAAUACUGCAUCAAAACUAAAGUGCCUUCCAAUGACAACAGCUCAGAUUUGCUUUAUGACGACUUGUACGACGAUGACAUUGAUGAUGAAGAUGAGGAGGAAGAAGAUGCCGACUGUUAUGAUGAUGAUGAUUCUGGGAAUGAGGAGUCGUGACGUGCUCCAUGGAUGCCCCUGUACUGCCCUGCCGUCUCAGGCCAAAGGGAGGGGAGCAAGUGGGGACCUGGCAGUGGCCCCUCAGCAACAACCUAUCAUGGGGGUGGGGAAACAAACACAGCUCCUGCUGACUCCCCUAUGGAUCUCAGUUCGCUCCUUUUUAUGGACCUCUUAAUGGAGAGAAGGUAAUCCUCCACAGUAUGUCCGAAUUCUUGCAUUCUUUACCCUUUCAUCACUGUAUUGAUUUUUUUUUUCCUUUCAAUCCAAACCCCUGCCUCACUUUGUGUCUACAAAGUGUUCACAGCAAAACACGUUUGGUCUGUUUUUAGAUUCUUGAAGAAUUAGUCAUUCACAAGACGUUUAAUGUGUUUAAAGCUGAGAACCCAUUGGGAGUUCAUAAGCGCUGCAUAUGCUGGGUAGCAAAAGAAAAUGGAAGAAAAAAAAAACACAAAAUCCCACAAAACAAACUUUAAAAAAAUAUUUUGCCAAGGUUUAGCUGCUCCAUUUACAUUAGUGUGUGUGCAUUUGUUCAGCCCCAUGGUGGUAAAUUUCGUUUCUUUCCUGUCUUAAGUCUGGGAUACAGUGGGCGUCAGGGACUUUGUGCUAAGCCUGAUGAAAUGUGUUCCUAAGGGCAGAGCCCCUUCAGCCUUCAGGAAAUCAUCCUAACACAGAGGCCUCAGUACUCUGAGGAGAGAAAUCAGAUUUUGUUUUUUGAAAUCGAUUGGGAUCUAAAGCCUGAAAUAAAUAUUCAUACUUUACAUAGAACUGAGCACUUGAUUGCUAUUUAUUUUAAAGGCAGAGUUGGUCUCCCUCCCUCCCCAGGGAGUCAGGGGAGAGUGGGGAUUAGUGGCGUGGAAUCUUAGUGACGGCAACACAGUGAAAAAUCACUAUGCCAACUCUGGUCGAUGCUGCUGGGGGGAAAAGUCAAAACUACUGGUGACCACUGUUGGGAGAGAAAACAUGAAAACAUGUUUUAUGUAUUUAACAAGGCCUUUCCCUAAAAGAUACAACUUUACCAUGAGGAUUUUUUUUUUAAGCAGACAGUCUUGAUUACUCAGUAUUAAUACUAGGUGCAUGUGUUAAGAUUUUGGUUUUCAUUGAGCUAGUGAUAACUGUGGAUAUAUGUGAGACAUGAGUGACCGGUUACCUUUCCUCAGUGGAUGUGACCUGGACUUUUCUCUCCUUUCAAUGGACUCUGGCUGCGGAUUACAAGCAGAAGCUGUGCACGGAGCCUGCCCUGGGCUGAGGGAGCUGGCUGCAGGCAUUGUCUGGUGACACUAGAUCUUCCUGCCAAGCAAUUGCCGCAGCUUUGAUUUCCCGGGUCUUGAUCAUGUGUUACUUCAGUCAAUACUGAGAUCCAUCAACCUUCACCAACCAGGGACUUCAGAACUUGGCGGUGACUUUCUUAUGGGAGUGGGCCAGUUCAUAGGAGGGCAGUGUUCUUUCAGUGGGGAAAAUCGUUAUAAUGUAAAAUCACAGGUUUUGGAAAGAAAAUACAGCAAAGACUAUAAUCCUACUUCGAUCCCUGUGCACUAGUGUCAACUCCUUUUCUUCAGAUCUUAGCUCAGAAAAAACAAGAGUUGAUGAGGGACAGGGUAGGAUGGAUCCUAGGACAGAGUAGGUGAUGCUUACUUCCUUAGCUCCUCCUUCCUUUCUGAUCUCAGGGUUUUCAUUCACUCUUCAGACUCUACAAAUGUUUGCUGACUAAUUCCCAGCAAGCCUCUCUGGCCUCUCAAGUUUGGUCUAGUAUUAGUGAGAACAUUUAAUAUGCUAAGGUUCAUAUGGGACAGUGUUGAGCCUGGUCCCAGAAUCUGUCCAAACCACAUGGGGUCAGGGUCAUUUGGACCCUUGAAUCUAGUAACUCUAGUCAGAUUCAGAGAACAGCCCUUUGUGACCAAACACUCUGACUGCAAACUCUUCACAGAAGGAUGUUGAAACUAGCUUUUUACUCCCCACGCUUCUUAAGUAUAUAGCUUCCAAAUAACCUGCAAAUAUUCUGGAGCCCAAAGUCUCUCAUAAUGCCCCCAAAACCCCACCACCACCACACACGUUUACAGCCAGUAGCUUGGUCUUACUCUUUUGGAGCCCUAAAAUUAAGCUUUUCUUUUCCCUUACUGCUAAAGCAUUUCUCUCCCAGGGCAGGCCAGGCACCUUGGCAUUGUGGGAGGUGCUAUGCUGCUCAGCCCUGUCCCAUUAGGCCCUGUUGGCCUCCGUUGCACAUUGACUCAGGGAGCCAGAGAGCCAGGUGGUUGUACCUCUCAGCCCUUUGGGGUAUUACUAUUGAGGGCUGGGUUUGCCUCUGAUAAAAGAGUACAAUCAGUUCCAGAAAAGACUGGGGUGUGUUGAUUUGCCAACAGGUAGACAUUCUGAUAGCUCACACUAACUUGUAAAACCCAGAUGCUGGUUCCAGAGCUCUGUCCUGAGAAUAACACAUCCUGUGGCAAAAGAAAACUUGAGCAUGUAACACUUUUCUUAUUAGGAGUGGAGAUCUCAGGCUCAAGCCAGAACCUUGUGACUACAGUUGUGCUGAUCAUUUGGUGUAACAUGAACUCAAAACCCUGCAUUUUUAGAUUCCUUUUGAUUCUAGGAGGCCUCUCUGGGUGCUUUUCAGGCCUGUGUUUUUUGAGGCUGGGUGGAGAAAGUAUAAUAUCAUGAUUCCGUUGUUUUUCUCAAAGUCUUCCCCCCUCUAUUUCAUAUCAUUCCAGAGUUCUUUUCUAUUAGCCAGACCUUUUUUUGUAGUCCCUUCUUUCCUCUUGGUAAUUAUUUGCUUCUUUAUUUGCUGGUUUCCUUAUUUUGGGGGACAUAUAUAUAUGAAAUUGAAGGGGAAAAUGUGUAGUUCUCCACUGAAAAUUAACUCUCCACCCCUCCCAUCCUGAUAAAAAGGUUUACAUUUACAAAAAGAUUCAGAUGCAAUUUUCAACUAUUCUGAAACCAGCAGGACACACCUGACUUUAAUAGUUUUCCUAGCUGAAAUUGUAGAUGUUUUUCUUCAGUUUAACUUAUGAGAAAAGAUUAUCUGAUGCGUUUGUGUUGAACCUCUCCUUUAGUGGUUUAUUUUGUCUUUUUCUGCCCAUCUGUCUACUAAUAAAAUGUGAAAUAAAAUA
This is a messenger RNA of Hipposideros armiger (great roundleaf bat), 4236 nucleotides long. RefSeq names its product ubiquitin conjugating enzyme E2 R2 (gene UBE2R2). NCBI's taxonomy places the organism in Eukaryota, Metazoa, Chordata, Mammalia, Chiroptera, Hipposideridae. Bases 416 to 1132 code for a protein of 238 amino acids. The transcript has 5 exons. The record is from RefSeq and is a predicted model, not a curated record.